UGCAAAACUCCAGGCCAAGACCUCUUGGUGAGCACAUCACUGGAAUGAGAGACGCUUCACUGCUGUAAAAAUCGCUGAGAGAGCAACUUGGAUUCAUGCCGGCCACUGCAUUGAUCCUCGAACCAUAUGACAACGUCACCUGUGUGCAUACCUCAAAGCUGGGACACGCAAAACAGCUCAGCAAGUCACCCCAUUUUAAGUGCACGCCGAACGCUGCUUUAAAGUGACCAACGCCAGAAUGAGAUUGAUUCUCCACCAGUGGCUUUUCCACAGCUCCACCAAGUGACAUGCAAGCAGACAGCUUGUGUCACCAACGAGGACUCUACGAUGGAACACAGAUCUUCACCAGAGCAUCUCCUUCUCUGAUAUGGUUAUGCAAGAUUGUGGAACGGGGUCAGAUCCUGGUGCUCGGUACCACCAGUUGUGAGGAGCUGCAGAGAGGAGGAUAAGCCUGCAUGGGUUGCUGAAAUGACUGAAUUGAUAAGGGCUGUGUCUCUGCAGCCAACACGCAGGCCAAGUAACAGGGUGUGCUGGGGGUGUGGUCAGCCAGGACAUUUGGCCAGAGAUUGCCCCAAGGCACACCAGGCCCAGGGAAACGACGUGGGGCAGGGAAAGGGGAAGAUGCGGAGCCAGGCCCAAAACCCCCCCAACCAAACCACAGCCUUAUUGCCACCAACACAGACAUCCGAGGAAGGAGCCCGACAGCACAGCCGGGGGAACCGGGCUCUACUCCUUCCUGAAGAAUAUGACAGCACAUGCUUGGAGCCUGUCGUCGCGGUGGGCCGUGCUGGUGGUGGGGAUUCCUGUUAUGCCCCUGUCACUGUGGAAGGGGUGCCCUGCACUGCACUGGUGGACACAGGCUCGACAGUAACCCUGGUGAGAGCAGAUGUGUUGUCCAGUGAGACUCAUUUAGAACCGACAGCGGUGCGUCUACGCACAGUCACAGGAGAGCUGGUACCUAUGAGAGGAAAAGGCAUGCUGACUGUGUUGGUGGGGGGAGUUGAAGUGCAUCAUCCGGUGUGGAUAGCAGAUGUACAGGACCCGUAUAUUCUGGGCUUGGACUUUUUGAGGGCGUCUGGUUGCCACCUGGACCUUCAAGCAGGCACAGUGAGUUUCCACGGGGGGCCUGUGAUCACUAUGACCCGUAUCCACACCCCUGCUGAACCUGCUGGGAGACCCCCUACACACCCCGUGAAAACCCGCAAAACUGAACCUAGAACCCGCCGCCC
Molecule: messenger RNA, 1229 nt
Organism: Notothenia coriiceps (black rockcod)
Lineage: Eukaryota; Metazoa; Chordata; Actinopteri; Perciformes; Nototheniidae
Exons: 2
Biological process (GO): proteolysis
Molecular function (GO): zinc ion binding; nucleic acid binding; aspartic-type endopeptidase activity
Source: RefSeq, a predicted model, not a curated record